Molecule: messenger RNA, 1686 nt
Organism: Penicillium nucicola
Lineage: Eukaryota; Fungi; Ascomycota; Eurotiomycetes; Eurotiales; Aspergillaceae
Exons: 1
Coding region: 1-1686 (561 amino acids)
Source: RefSeq, a predicted model, not a curated record
AUGGCUCACGGAGAUCUAUACUGUCCAGGCGAGUUGGACGUGUUGCAUAGUAACAGAUCAGAGACGACCAUUUGUCUACCAUCACCAUCACCAAGAAAGCGAAUCUCAACCUAUUACCCCAGAUCUGGUCCUAGGGUGCUGGAGGAAUCAAACCUGGACCCAUUUUACCUCGAACAAUCACUGGCCGACACGCCAUCUUGGGAUUACAACUCGGAGAUGCGCAAUGAUAGUUUUGAAGACAACAGCCACUACUAUACAUUGUCAUUGACCCCAGGAGAUCAAUUUCACCACUCAUUGAACUACGGAGCCGACCGCUCUACACUGGCACAGGUCGAACUGGAGAAUAGCUUGCGAUUCCACCGAUACACUCCCUCGACGGAGCGAAGCACUUUGCAUAGCAGCCAGGAUUCGUUUAGCUCCGUGCAGACCGACAGCACUACCCCCGAUCUCACUCCUAGCAGCUCCUUCUCCUCAGCCUAUUCAUCGCCCGGUUGCCCUGACGUCGUCCUGCAAGCGACAGAGCAACUGUACAAGCACGCACAGGAGGCUCACCCAGAGUCCCGCCGUCGCUUCUACCUCCCUGCAUCUACUCCCCCAAAAUACUCACUUCCUCCCCCUCCUCCUCCACCGGUGGCGCCUUUGACCCCGGCGGAUACUCGCCCUACCACUCCUUGCGAGCCAUCGAACGACUCCACUACUACCAUCACUAUGGGUUACGAGGAUAUGACUGGAGCUGGGUCAAUGUCGACCCGAUCUCGCCGCAGAAAGCAGCCUCCAACCCUUCCCAACUUGUCCCGUGCCACCAGCUCCCACAGCUCCGGCCGCAAGCAAUCUAGCCCUGGAACACGAGUUCCUCUGGAUCCCUCCAUGAUUUCACCUCCAUGUCUGAUCAACCCCGUCACAAUGGAGCCCCAUAUGACACACUUCGACCACCCUCUCUUCAUUCCCGCCAAUGACUGCCCCAGUCCUGUCCCCAGCCCUGUGGCUAGUUCCCCACCUAUCUCCCGCCAAUGGACAGCAACAUCUAUGGAACGGCCGUCGAUUUCCACAAUGGAUGCCCGCUGCGAACAGUCCGUCUGGGAGUCAGAUUCCGAGAGCGAGUCUGUUGGCCGAAAGUCCAUCUCACGCAGACCAAUUGACACCCUCCGCAAGGUUCGCAGCCGUGCGAAGCUUCGUGGUGCCAAGUCCCAACCUCGCCUUCACCAGACCAUGCUCGAUGACCAGGCAAUGGAGCAGUUUCCCUGCAUGCCAGACGACAUCCUAGGUGAGCACCUGGCCGAGUCCAUCCGCAACGCGAGUAUGGACCGGCCUAGCACAAGCCGUGAUGGUCUCCGUCCCUCUGGACUAGCAACGCUGCGCUUGGUUGCUCCCUCUACCACAUCACUUGUCAAAUCCCGCUCUCGGAAGAACAGCAGCAUCAAUAGCUCCGACGUAGAUCGUUCAGCUGCUGCUGCCUUCCAAGCACAGUUCCGCCGCCGCCAGCGCUCGGAUACCCCAGAGUGCUCCACCUCUUCACUCGGGAAGGACGACCGAGAGAAGCUCACAUCCUUCUGCUUUGAGCAGCACCCUCAGCCUGCUAUCCAUGAUGGUGCCCAGUCCCGCCCCUUCUUCCAGCGAUUCAUGGAUUCCUUGCGAUCCUUGAACUGCGGCAAGCCCACAAAAAAGACCAAUGUAUCUGUCAUCUAA